UCAGUGUCUGUGUCGGUUGCUCUGGUGACUGUUACCCGGUGACGGUGGUGUUGGGUGGGGCUGAGGCCCUCUGGUCUGCGCCGCUUUUCCAGACCCCGCGGCCCGGCUGUGGAUUCGACUCAGAAUUAAAAUGAACUGGCCCAAAUUGGAACCGAGUUCUGCAGAACUUUCACAAUUUGUGGAAAAAGAGAGAAUUCGUCUGCUACAAACUAAAGAGAAAAUCAAUUCAUUUUUGGCAACUAAAAUUAUUCAGAGAACAUGGCGUGGCUACAGAAACAAACAGCUAUUUCGACUGCUCAAGCACACAAUUUGUGCAGCGGAACACAGUAUGACACACGAUAUCCUGAGAAAACUGAAACCCUCGGAGUAUGAAAUCCUGAAAGACUCCAGCAUGAAGUUCAGAGUGAAAUUCAGAUUUGCUGGAGAAAACUUUCCUCCGAUUCUUGUGUUUAAGAUUUUUCAGCACAACAUGAACUAUAAAACCCAAUACUUCAGUGGAAAAGGGCUGAUCAAGCCUGCAACUGAGGCAGCGGCAGAUUCCUGCAAACUUAUGGGACAUAGGAAGUUCUAUGAUCUGUUAAUAGACGAUGAGCUUCAGUUUCAAAGAUCCCAAAUAACAGAUGAAGUUGAUAUUAUCACACUGAAAGAUUACAUGCAGUACCUAAGUUAUCUGGAUGAGACUCCAGCCCAUCUUGGAGGCAAAGACAACAACUGGAGGAUAUUGUCCAUGGACAACUUGCCCAGGACAAACCUUCUGUUUGAUGUUGUAGAAUAUGCUCAAAGCAGAAUUUUAUCUCCACGUUUGAAGGAAGAAUUACCAGUUCUACUUUCCUUGCCGACUUCUCAAGAUAUACAGCUUCAACAUAUUAAAGUUCUCUCUCAGAUCAGGUCUUCAUCUCCAGCUACCUCAGUCUCUCUGCGCAAAGAAUCAAAGACACCAAGAAGCUCACAACGUCGUUCUCACAAAGCACGACUAAAAUUUAACAAAAUGCGAAAGAUUUAUGGAUUGGAUUGCAAAAAAAAGGAGGAAUUCAUAAAAGCAACUCAUGAAGCAGCAGAUGAUCAUCCUCAAGGUGUCACAACGUCUGCACUUGAUGAAAUGUAUCCAGUUCCUAAUACAGCAUCAGAUGAAGAGUGGGAGAAAGAAGUGGAAAAGCUGUAUGCUUGGACUCAGGAAUUGUCAUUUGAAUUUUAGGAUUACAUUUUAACUGAAAAUGUAAUGAUUUGUAAAUGGCACCACAUCAGAUCAAGCUAACCCAUGUUUUGCAUUGUCAAAUCUAAUGCUGUUAUGGAAUAGUAGUUUAUGGUUGGUAGUUUUGUGAACCAAUAAACAGUGUACACAGUGUAUUUGAUAUGUGCUUAGAGUGUACAUUAAAUACAGCCUGCAAUUUUAACGUAAUGAAGUUCUGAGGAUAGUUAUUUAUCUGGCUGUUAAAUAUGGCAGUAUCUGAAAGUGUUAUAUAGCAGAACUUCACGAAUCCAGUCACUCAAGUGACCUACUUAAAUGAGGUGACUGUAACAGGUCGGGUGAUUCAGGUCACUGAUGUAAUGUUAAGGGCAUUGGUAAUGGGUAAGGGUGAUGAACAUUCAACCGUACUUCGCAAUCUCAAAUAAAAUCAAAACAUUGUCACAUUUAAAA
Messenger RNA from Callorhinchus milii (elephant shark), 1639 nucleotides. RefSeq names its product chromosome unknown CXorf58 homolog (gene cunhxorf58). The transcript has 9 exons. Lineage: Eukaryota; Metazoa; Chordata; Chondrichthyes; Chimaeriformes; Callorhinchidae. The coding region runs from base 131 to 1195 and encodes 354 amino acids. The record is from RefSeq and is a predicted model, not a curated record.